AUGGGUUUCGGAAAUGCAGGAGCUCUUGUGAUUCUUGUGGCCAUAUCCAUGUUUGGCAUUGGAAUGACCAACAAGAAUUUCAGUGCAAAUUGGAAUGGAAACUGGAAUCACACUGCAGGCUGGCCCUAUGGACACUGGAAUGCAGAUCAAACUUCGAAAAGAAUAAUUGUUGGCGGUUCCGAUAAUUGGCAUUUUGGGUUUAAUUAUACUGAUUGGGCUAUCAAAUAUGGCCACUUUUAUUUGAAUGACACACUCGUAUUCAAGUUUGAUCCCCCAAAUGACACCACAUUUCCUCACAGUGUUUACCUUUUGCCAAAUAUCUGGAGUUUUCAGAACUGUGAUUUGAAAAGUGCACAGAAGAUUGCACAAGUGACUCAAGGAGGAGGAGAAGGUAUUGAGUUUGUGCUUAAGAUAUGGCAGCCUUAUUAUNUUGAGUUUGUGCUUAAGAUAUGGCAGCCUUAUUAUUUUGCUUGUGGUGAACGCAACGGAUUUCAUUGCAAAAAUGGGAUGAUGAAAUUUGCCGUUUGGCCAUUGUUCCGUCGGUAUUAA
This is a messenger RNA of Fraxinus pennsylvanica, 549 nucleotides long. Lineage: Eukaryota; Viridiplantae; Streptophyta; Magnoliopsida; Lamiales; Oleaceae. The record is from the annotation of a GenBank genome assembly.